AUGGCCACGGACGCCCUCGUGAUUCUUUCCUCCAAGACGGCUGCCACGGAGCGAUCUAUAAUUACGCUCAUAUUGCGUCUCAUGUUUGCCUUGUCGGGACCACCUAUACCAACACCAUACGAAAGCGACUACCACCAUGUUCAUGCUUCUGUUUGUGCGCUGAUGAAGCCGCUGCACCGGCUGCUCGGCAAGUCCGACAGUGACCUGCUCAAGAUCAUCAGCAUCGGCGCUGGCGCCUGGGGCAGCGUCUUUGCUGCUCUGCUGCAGGACGGCUACGGACACUUCAGGGAGAAGGUGCACAUACGGGUGUGGCGCCGGCAGGGGCGGGCUGUGGACCGGUCCACUGCCGAGCAUCUCUUGGACGUGAUCAACUCCAGGGAGGACAUGCUGAGGCGCCUCAUCCGCCGCUGCGCCUACCUCGAGUACGUUGACGCACGGCUGGGAGACCGGACCCUGUACGCCGAUGAGAUCUUGAGGGAUGGGUUCUGUUUGAACAUGGUCGACACGCCCCUCUGCCCGUUGAAGGUGGUCACCAACCUGCAGGAAGCGGUCUGGGAUGCUGACAUUGUGGUGAAUGGCCUGCCAUCCACUGAAACGCACUGCGUGUUUGCAGGGGUUGCAAGUGCAACACACAUCAGCGCCAAGUGCAACACACAUCAGCAAAUAAAAAAGAAGACUGCGUUCUUACAUGUCCACCUCGUUCCUAGUCAUGGAUUGGCCAUCGCUAAUUUCUCCCUCUAG
Molecule: messenger RNA, 741 nt
Organism: Triticum aestivum (bread wheat)
Lineage: Eukaryota; Viridiplantae; Streptophyta; Magnoliopsida; Poales; Poaceae
Product: probable glycerol-3-phosphate dehydrogenase [NAD(+)] 1, cytosolic
Exons: 4
Coding region: 1-741 (246 amino acids)
Biological process (GO): glycerol-3-phosphate metabolic process
Cellular component (GO): cytosol
Molecular function (GO): glycerol-3-phosphate dehydrogenase [NAD(P)+] activity
Source: RefSeq, a predicted model, not a curated record